CGCGAAUUCGUAUGCCACGCCGCCGAUCAUGGCGAAGGACGACACAAAGCGGAGAAAGCGGGGCGACGAGGACGGCGAGAGCGACGGAGAGAGGGACGGGAAGAGGAGGCGAGGCGAUGGGGGAGGGAGGGAGCGACGGGAGAAGGAGCGAAGAGGAGGGCGACGGGAGAAAGGCGAGAGACGACGGAAACGACAUAAGAAGCGACGGUCUCUAAGCGACGCAGAUUCCUCGAGCCCUGAUUGGUCGGGCUCCAGCAGGAAUAGCAGCGGUAGCGAGAGGGAUGGCAGCAGCGAUGCGGAUUCUGGUUCGUCGUCAGAUGACCAUAGUAAGAGCCGUGAGAGGCGGCGGGAGAAGCGGGAGAAGCGCGAGAAGCGGGGGAGGGAGAAGGAGAAGCGGAGAGGGAAGGAGAGGCGGAAAGAAAAGGAGCGGGAAGCGGAAGGUGGUUCGGCAGAGGAGCUUCUGGAGCGCGAUUUGCGGCGGAUGAUGCGGGAGUUCCCCCUGGACGUGUCGCACGACCUCGUCCGCCUCCUAGAGCGCGUCGACGGCGGCGACGCGGUGGACGUGGGCGGCAUUCCGGACCGCGCGCUCAAGAAGCUUCUCGGAAGCAUCUUCGGCGCGCUGGGGAUAGAUUCAGAGGGCAAGAGCAGCAAGACGAGGCACCUGUACCAGCUGGCCAGCGCUGCGCCUCGCUGCCUGCCACGUGUCGUGCCGCUAGUGGCCAAGCUGCUGCAGAACCUGCCAGAUCCCGAUGCUGCUGCUGCUGGUGGUGAUGGUGGUGGGGGGGGAGAGGGGAGAGGCGAAGAGGAAGCGGAUGCAGAAGGGGUGGCGAUGGCGGGCGCGAGGGGACGAGGAGAGGAGUGGAGCGGGGACAUGGCAGAAGCUGCGAGGAAGAAGCGGUGCAUGGGUCCAGCCAUGCCCACAGCAGCGCAGAUGCAGGCAGCAGCCGCGCUCACGCGCGCCGUGGAGGAUAUGGAAGAGGCGGAGCAAGCGCUGGAAGACAGCCCCUUCGUGGGCCCCAUGCCGCCCGCUGUCAUAGCAGAGGCGGCCAAUGCGACGCAGGCAGAGAAAUACGAGGAGGUGGAGCGCAUACUGGACCCGGAGCUCAAUGCGUAUGCCAUCGUGGGAGUGACGGCUGCUGCUGGCGAUGGCGAGAUCAAGAAGCGCUACUGGAAGGCGUCCCUGCUGGUGCAUCCCGACAAGUGCAGCCAUCCGCGCGCGCAGGAGGCGUUUCUGCGGCUCAACGACGCGGUCAACCGCCUCAAGGACCCCACCAAGAGGUCGCUGGUGGAUGCGGAGAUUGCAGCAAGGGAAGAGAGGAGAGCCAUGGAGUCCGAGCUGAAGGCACUGAGAGAGGCCGCAGAGUGGCGCAAGCUCAGAGGCGAGGCCCUCCCAGGGGACGAUGAGCUUUUGGGGGUGGUGAGGAAGGGCGUGGAGCGAGAGACGUGGAUGACUGAGCUGCCGCCAGAGCGACAGGCGGGCCCGCCAGCUCAAACCAACACGUUUUUCAGUCGCAGUGACAAGGUGGGGCGUGGCGACACGUCAGCAUGGACUGACACCCCCGAGCAGAGGGCUUCCAGAGCCAAGCAGCAGUACCUUGAGGCCUAUUCGAGUGCCACCAAUGCCCUAGAGGGGCCGUCUGCUGACUCAGCAGCCGCCCUGCAGUCGCAACAGGACAAGUGCACGGCGGCACUAGUGGACAAGCUCGCCGCCCAGAAGCAAGCUGUUUCAUUGGUGGAGCAACACCGGAAGAAGCAGGGCGAGGAGAGCAAGAAAAAGGAGAAGGAAAAGAAGGGGAAGGGGGAGAAGGGGAAGGGGAAGGGGAAGGGGAAGGGGGAGAGUGAGGGAGGUGGAGGGGGGGAGAGGGGGUGGCGGAUGUGGGACAGGGAGAAGGACCUGGAGGUGAAGCCAAAGGCCAUGAAGUGGACCGCAGACGGCAUGGCCCAGGGGCUCUCGGGGCGUUUCUCGGGCAGCCAGUCGGGCAGCCGAAAGUUUCUAUAGGAGCAGAGGCUGGGGGCCUUAGACAUAAGAUUCAUUGGCACCUGACUGCAAGUUGGCAGGAGGUGAGCGACCAAGGGGAAGGGAGAGAAGGGAGAGGAGGGGAAGGGGUGGUGGAUGUGGGACAGGGAGAAGGACCUGGAGGUGAAGCCAAGGUGACGAAGUGGACGGCAGACGGCAUGGCGCAGGGGCUCUCUGGGCCGCUUCUCGGGCGGCCAGUCAGGGAGCCGUAAGUUCUUGUGGAACUCUUUUGCUGCGUGGCUUGGGUGAAUUGCGCAGAUUGGCAACUACAUUUCCAUUCUAUGUAAUGCUGGCUGAGCGUUGCACAAUACUUUCCCCCAAGGUACCGGUAUGGUGCCUAAGGGUACAUCCCUACAAGUCACGGUUCUGUGGUUCCAGUCAGGUUUCUGUAGCAGCUGCUGACUCAGCAGUCGCCCUAGCAGGCACAUGAAUUGCCCAUGGCAGCACAGGAGCAAUUGACAGUGGCAUCUACCGUAGGUGGCCCAAAUCGCCACGGUACAGGCUGGAACACCAGA
Closterium sp. NIES-67 is the source of this 2532-nucleotide messenger RNA. NCBI's taxonomy places the organism in Eukaryota, Viridiplantae, Streptophyta, Zygnematophyceae, Desmidiales, Closteriaceae. The record is from the annotation of a GenBank genome assembly.